GGCAAACACUUCACUCAUCUUACUUACUGUACUGUACUGCUGUGCUUGCUUACAUACUACACUGCAGUGUCAUGUUGUGUUGUGUUGUGUGUUUGCCUUUAACAUUACAUCUUGACGCCGCCAUCACAUUCUUGAGUUACAGCUACCUACCUUAUUCAUUCGCCUCACUUAUUUUUAUCCGUCCUCCGUGGCAUUCCGUCCAAUACAUUAAAAAAAAAAAAAAAAAGUCACUCUAUUGUACUCUUAUUAUCUCUCUUGGCCGCCCUUCAUUUGCGACACCGACACGACCUGCCCCUCACUGUUGUUAAUCAUCAAACCUCCCCGACUGCCGCCGCCCUCCCCGUGAGCGCGCAUUCAUUCCUAUCCACUCGAUCCCCUGGUUCUUCUCAAUCCUCCAUAUAUACCUACUUAUGCAGCGACGUUGGCGCUUGAUUCAAGACUCGGGCUGGGUUCUCAGUCAGGCGAAUAGCUAUUCUCCAAGAGACCAAAGACUCAAACCUCAGACGUUGAAUCACGACUGCAACGACGAUAUGGCCAGUUUCGCCAGAACCAUCAAAUCUCCUUACUUAUCGCCUCGACUACGGCCUUCCAUGCCUGGGCGCUCCAUGUCUACGAAUUCCGACCAUUCCAACUCUCCUCAAAGCCCACGAUCCGAUGAAAUUAUCGGCGAAUUCGACUUAUCUGGACGAAACACCCCAGCGAUUCCAUCCAAAAGGCGGAAUCAACCACGAGACGGAUUCUUUGACCUUGAUGACAUUGAUUCUCGGACUUCCUACUUUUCAGACGACAACGAGAAGUCUGCUCCUGGCACUCCAUCAGCUCCCUCAACCCCGCGCAGCCGCAGCCACGUUCGACCUAUAGCUAUCGAUCUACCUCAACUCAAGCGUUUCACUUCCGCUCCCGCACGCACGCCUCCCGAACCCUUAUCUGCAAGAGGUGACCUUCCUGGAGGUUACUUUCCACUUCACGAGGAUCCCAACAGUCGUGUCCAUCGGCCACACCCUUUCCAACAUCAUCCCGACACUCGCAUGAGUCGUCUCAUCUCGGAAUCUGGACCAAUCUACGCGGACUCUCCCACUUCUCAUCCAGCUCAAAGUGUAGUCAUGUCUCACUCAAACACUCCCGUCGCCUCCUACCUUGCUCCAGGCUUCCAUGACCACCCCGUCCCUAUGGGCAAAUACUACCCAUCCAACUACGAAAGUAGAAAUGGCGCUCAAUCAAAUCUGCGACCUCCCUUGUCUGGAAGCGUGUCGUCUAACGUUGGAUCCGAUUCCAGUGCAAUCCCUCGUGCAAGUAGCCAGUCGAACCCCGAGAGCGAGCUGCGUCGCAAGUUACAACAGUAUCAACGCGAUAUGAUUGCACAAGCAAGCAUGGCUGCAAAUGAGCUCAUUAGUAGCUCAGCCAAAUCUGGCGAUAAGCCUGGUUUGUCGCUCAAUGACCUUCCUCUCCGGGACUCUCGCUUUGCUACUCCCGGCUGUCAGAAGCCCUUAUCACCCAGACUCCUUCCCAUGGGAAGUCCUGGCCCUGUCACCCCCAUGGACCUUGAAGCCAUUGGCGCUGGUGACUACAUGAGUCGCUAAAAAUAUGGCAGCAUUUCACAAAUUUCUUUCUCUUACCAGUUACUGUGUUGGGAUAUUGAGAUAGAGUGUCACAUGCAUACAGAUUGAGCAUGGUUCUUGCAUCGAAACUGCCUGGACUUGUUAUUUUCAUUUGACAAAGGGCGUUGGUUGGAGAUGAGCCCAUCAGUGGCCUGACAUUCCUCCUAGGUGGCAUUCAGCGUGUUGUUUAACUGCAUCUGGUACAAUUUGAUACUGUACGUGUUAAGGCAUGAUACCCAUAGAAUAAAUUUCAUUUGUAAGGGCUAAA
Molecule: messenger RNA, 1866 nt
Organism: Fusarium oxysporum Fo47
Lineage: Eukaryota; Fungi; Ascomycota; Sordariomycetes; Hypocreales; Nectriaceae
Exons: 3
Coding region: 411-1580 (389 amino acids)
Source: RefSeq, a predicted model, not a curated record